GAACUUCAACAAAAUUCUCUUGCAAAGUUCCAGAAUUUUUUAAGUCAACUGAAUACAUAUCAACAUUGUAAAUACACAUUACACGGUUUUUCGUACCGACGCCUUGGUCUCCAUAUCCUGAAGGAGAUCCUCAUUAGCUGAUGAAACUACAUUGUCUCAAAAAAUUUCAACCUUCCAAUGUAUGCCAACUAUCCAGUCCCAGGCAAUGUUUCCAUGGUCGCAUCUGAGGCUUGGUUAGCGUCCGAGAAAUAUUUGAUGCUAUUGAAGGAUUCGGUACCUGACGAAGACCCACUAAUUCCAUUAGUGAUAACAUCUUCGCUUUCCAUUCAAACUGCUUGCUCAGAAAAUCCUCCACUGCCAGCUCUAGCUAAAGAAGUAUUAUGGUAUAGCCAUGAGAAGAAGUUCAAAGAACUCCACAACAUUCCAUAUUCUCCGUAUGUCAUAAGGCUUCAAGAAUUCUCCGCGCGUAUCAACAACAACGACAAUGACAAGACGCUACCCAUUCCUCUGUCCUGUGCGACCUUAUUGACGAAGAACGACUUGCAGGAUGCAAAGCAUAAACUAAUUGAGCAGUUGAUUCGAAAUCAGAUGAAGGACUUUGAUAGUACUCAUGGAACUUCUUACAAGCUCACAAAGUUACAUCAAUUCGAAGGCUUGGAAUGGUUCGACGAAUCAUAUGACAAUGCUGUCAUCGAUUUCUGUGGUGCUCGAAAGGACCAGAUUGAAUUGGACAAGCUCAGAUAUGAAGCGUGGCAAGCUGGAGCUAGGUGGAGGCACGCAUAAUAAUAAUAUGGAGACAAGUCGUUCCAUCAUUUGGACUGAGACUGGUUUUUAAUGAUCUGAUUGAUUAAAAAUUGAGAGCUUCCGAUUGCCA
Messenger RNA from Botrytis cinerea B05.10, 874 nucleotides. RefSeq lists its product as hypothetical. Bases 178 to 783 code for a protein of 201 amino acids. NCBI's taxonomy places the organism in Eukaryota, Fungi, Ascomycota, Leotiomycetes, Helotiales, Sclerotiniaceae. The transcript is spliced from 2 exons. The record is from RefSeq and is a predicted model, not a curated record.